UCAAAAUUAGAAUUGUCAAAUGUGUGAUAAAAAGAAAAAUGGAAAGCCAUUUGACAAAGAUCACGAACUGAAAUUUUUUGUUUAAAUAUGUCACACACGAAGAAUGUUCAUAAAAUAACUGAUAAAAGUAGAAUAGACACACAGACAACCGUGGACGAUGCAGACAAAGAUCAAAUUAAUUGUGAAGAAAACAAAAAUUGUACAUACGCUGUAACGGUGUCGAAAAAGUCUUCAGCAGCAGAGGAAACUGCGCUGUGUGCAGGUCAAAAGUCAUUUAUAAGCAUACAUUCAACUGAUUACCCGUGUCAAGUGUCAGAUAUAGAAAACCCAGCCAAUCUCGAGGAAUGCAACGUUGAAGUAUUGAGUCUUAACGAAGUUUUCCCUUCAACAUCUGAGGAAAGUCUAUCAGACGAUGAGUCUCCUGUACGUAGAAGACAUUCCAAGAAGAAAGCACAACAGGAUUCCGCCAAGACAGCAUACGUGCCCUCAAACAGCAAAUCUUCCACAACCUCUGGAAGACAAAAGGAAAUCUUAGAUGUUGGAGUGCCAGUGCAUUCCGACUUUGACCUACCGAAAAACACUUUAUACGUAACAGGAAGUAAUCCCGGCGAACCUAAAAUGGCGUAUCAAGAUCCGCCUAAGAAAAUAUCGAAAACCAUGAAGAAAUUCCUUCGCAAUAUCGACAAACACAAAAAUGAACAAAUGAGUAAAAGCACGGAAAAGGCUAUAAGUAAACUAACUACUAUGCGUGGAAUUCUUAAAGAUGGCCGCUGCGGCCCGGAGUGUACCGGUGACUCGUCUAUUCACGACACGGAAGGAUAUAACGCCUCUGAAGACUUAACAUUCACUAUGGAUUUUGGUCCACAAACAAAUUAUACCAAGCAAAUACCAGAUAAGAAUGUGUCAUUCAACACGCAAGUCGUGAUAAUUCACUUCACCGGUGACCUUUGUGUAGGUCAGAGUAUCGAAACACUAAGCAAGGAAAAAGACCAGCAGGCGAGGAAUUCGGAACUAAGGAAAACAUUUUUAACAAAAUACAACGAACUAUGGCCCACCCAAAAGUAAUUUUAAUCUAGAAUAUAUCACUUUUAGUAUAGGGUGAGCAAGUUUAACUUUUCGUCGGCUAGACACGAAAGUUAUUUUGAAUAAUGUUAAUUUAUACACAUUUUUGUACGUUUAAAAAUUAUGAAUGGACGUUGCGUUUUUUUUGUUUAUUUAUAAAGACCAAAUUCAUCGGUCCAAAUAAAAUAUUUCGCCCUUGA
Molecule: messenger RNA, 1262 nt
Organism: Danaus plexippus (monarch butterfly)
Lineage: Eukaryota; Metazoa; Arthropoda; Insecta; Lepidoptera; Nymphalidae
Exons: 5
Coding region: 88-1065 (325 amino acids)
Source: RefSeq, a predicted model, not a curated record